AUGGAUGUGAAGAAUGCGUUUCUACAUGAAGAGCUCGACAGAGAAAUAUACAUGGUCCAACCUGCGGGGUUCGAGGAUCAAGAGAAUCCAGGCUACGUGUGCAAACUAAAGAAGGCUCUAUACGGGUUAAAGCAGGCGCCACGAGCAUGGUACGGUAAGAUCGCUGAAUUCUUAAUUCAGUGUGGAUACUAUGUUGCACCAGCAAACUCAAACCUCUUCGUCAAGAAACGAGAAAGAAAACUAGCAAUAGUGCUAGUAUAUGUGGAUGAUAUCAUCAUCACUAGAGAUGAUGGAGAAGAAAUUCAACAAACCAGGAGGAAUUUAUUGGUGAGAUUCCAAAUGAAAGAGCUUGGAGAACUUAAGCACUUUUUGGGGCUCGAACUAAAAGAAAAAGGCGAUGGUCUUUUAUUGUGUCAGUCAAAAUAUGCUAAAGAUCUAUUGAAGAAAUUUGGCAUGAUUGACUGCAAGCCGUUAUCGACUCCAACCGAAGUAAAUGCCAAGAUAUGUGCUCAAGAUGGCAAAGCCUUGGAGGAUGCAACUAUGUACAGGCAGCUGGUCGGAAGCCUAAUCUACCUAACUCUAACACGACCAGACAUUUCAUAUGCAGUGGGGAUUGCAAGUCGAUUCAUGGAGAAACCAAAGAAGCCACACCUUGAGUUAGUCCGACGCAUACUAAGGUAUGUAAAGGGAUCAAUUGACUAUGGACUUUUCUGUCAAAGGAAUAAAGAUACAAAAAUUGUUGGCUAUUGCGACGCGGACUAUGCCGGAUGUGGUGAUACGAGAAGGUCCACUACUGGGUAUGUGUUCAAGUUUGGGUCGGCUGCAAUAUCAUGGUGUAGCAAAAGACAACCGACAGUAUCCUUAUCAACAGCAGAGGCCGAGUAUCGAGCAGCAGCAAUGGCGGCACAAGAAACCAUAUGGCUUAUGCAACUAUUAAAAGAUCUACAUCAGCCAUUUAGCUAUGCGGUAGAACUAUAUUGUGAUAACCAAUCUUCUAUACGCAUAGCGGAAAACCCCGUAUACCAUGAGAGAACGAAACAUGUCGAAGUACAUUAUCAUUUCGUUAGAGAAAAGGUGCUCACAGAAGAGAUAGAGAUGAAGCACGUUGGUACGGAAGACCAAGUAGCCGAUGUGUUCACAAAAGGGCUCAAUUCUUCAAACUUCGAAGAGUUCCGAACAUGUCUUGGAAUGGUUCGAGAAGAAAACAUAACUCGAAAGGAUGUCGGUGUUGAGGGGGAGUGUUAA
This is a messenger RNA of Striga hermonthica, 1245 nucleotides long. NCBI's taxonomy places the organism in Eukaryota, Viridiplantae, Streptophyta, Magnoliopsida, Lamiales, Orobanchaceae. The record is from the annotation of a GenBank genome assembly.